UGCUACUCUGGGAAAAUAUCAAGAGUGUUAUAAAUUAAUCCCAAGUGUUAUUAAUUUCGCUCAAGAUUUACUAAUAAUAAAAUAAUAAUUGCACAAAAAUUGAAUCUGGAUUGGGAAAGUCACAUCAAUUGAAAACUUCACAUGUUUGCUUUAAUUCUGCAAAAGGUUUGUUUGACGCUGUAAGCAAAAGUGUUUUAACACUGUCAAGCCAAAAUUGCAAGUGUAAGCGCGGUAUUGUUUUGGUGCCGCACGUGCGUUUUGUAUCAUUAGUUGAUUUUCGCAUUUUUAAAGUAUUAACAAUAUAGUUUGAGAUUAAUAAAUGAAGAUAAAAUAGUUCAUUAAAAUGACUGUUAAAGAAAAAAGUUUUCCUCGGGGUGGUUUAGCACCUAAAGAGAACCAAGCAGAAAAGCCAAAACAAGACAUUGUUUUUGGAGCAGUUCAGAAGAAAGUAAAAAAAACUAAGCCGAAAAAGGAAAUUAUUAACGAGGAUGAUGAGAAAAAUGUAAUCGAAACAAUCUCAGCAGAAUUGCUUAACUAUGAGACCAUACAGGAGAGCAUGCUUAUAUUGGGGGUAAUUAAAUCUAUUAAUAAUUUAAAUCUCAGAAUAUCUUUACCUGGACGCAUAUCGGCACAAGUACAUGCAUUACAAAUUUCGGAUGCAUAUACGAAGGUUGCUAGAGAGUUUGUGGAGAAAACAGAUAGUGCCAAUAAUUACAAACCUCUGAACGAAUUAUAUACGGUCGGUCAACUUGUUUAUGGACGUGUGCAGGAACUGAAGCAAAUCACACGCAAAAAUGUUGAAGUUAAUAUUUCGUUAAAACCUUCAGUAGUUCAUGCCGAUUUACUGCACAAUAACAUUAAAAAGGGUUUCAUUUUUAAUGGCGCAAUUGAAGAAAUUCAAGAACAUGGCUUUAUAAUAGAAACUGGAAUAAAAGGAUUGCGAUGUUUUUUACCAAAGGAAAAGGCAAAAACAGCUCCAUCAGUCGGAGAAUUGAUCUUUCUUAAAGUCGAAAAAAUUACAUCAGAUAAAGCAGCUAGUACAUGUAUAUGUAAGCAGUUAGAUACAGCUUCACUAAACAUCAAAAAUCAGUUGGAAGCGAAUCUAGAUUAUUUAUUACCAGGCAGUAUUGUACAGUUUAACGUAACUAAAAAACUAAAAGAUGGCUUGCAAGGUACUAUAAUGAAUGAAGCGUUCACUGCUUAUAUAAAUGAACAUCAGCUACAAGAGCCUUUGGCACUACCAGAAGAUUAUGAAUUGAAAACUAAACUGAAGGCGCGUAUACUCUAUGUCAUGCCACUAACUAAACUUGUGUAUUUAACAUUAAAUUUGGAAAGAACGCAAGAUAUAGAAGAAGAAGAUAAUGGAAAGGAAGCAGCUUUGCGAACGGAAUUUAAACGCGGCGAUAUUAUAGAAAAUGCAAGAGUACAUCAUGUAGGAACUGGUGGUGUGAUAUUGAUUUUAAAUAAUAAAUUUAAGGGCAUUAUAUCGUACAAAAGCAUCAAAGCGAAUUAUAAAGGAAAUUAUGAUCAAGAUGAAAUGCUUGCAAAGUAUGCCAAAAAAACAAAGCUAACAGUUCGUGUACUUGACUACGAUUUAAUGGAUUCAAUGUAUAUAUGUACAGAUGAUUCUAAAGUUAUCACCGAAAAGGUGUUUACUUUAGAUGAUGUGAAACCUGGUGAUUUCGUAACAGCUGUAAUAAAAGGAAUUAAUGAGAAAGUAGAAGGAUAUAACGUGCAAAUAGGUAGAAUGAAAGGAAUUAUAGAAAAAUUAUUUUUGGCUCCUACUUCCAAGCACUUGGAAAUUGACUCAAAGGUACGUUGCCGAAUUGUAGCCAUCAAUACACAAUACAAAAAUUUAUACCUUACUAAUCGGCCAGAAUAUAUGGUAAAAAAUUGCAAAAUAUUAACUUCACUGGCAGAUGCUGAAAAAAAUAAAGUCUAUAGUGGCACUGUAGUUUCACACAAUAAAAAUAACAUACUUGUAAAAUUUUUUAAUAACAUUAAAGGAGUACUUCAUCGUCAGCAAUUAAACACAGAGCUAUCAAAUGAGAUGGAUAAUUUUUAUGUUGGCCAAACAAUGCAAUUUCGCAUAGCUGCUAGGAAGGAUGAACAAAUCUCACUUGGUUUAGUAGAUUCUGUUUUUAAAAUGGGCGAAAUAUGUCCUGCUACAGUUGUUAACAAUCUUGAUUCUGGGUUAGAGAUAAAAAUAGAAUAUGACGAAGAAGCAAACGAAACUAGCUACAUGAAGGGACUUGUGCCCAUACGUCUGUUAUCAGAUUUUAACGAUUUACUUCUUGCUCAAAUGAACAUACAUCCACCAAAUAGUGAUUUGCAAAUUUGUUGUGUAAAUAAAAAUAUAUUCAGUUUGCGUGAUGUGGAAUACUUUCUACAAAAUUGUACGAAGACUUGGGGUACAGUUAAAAUUGGCGACAUCUUAAAAGCUACAAUAAAAAAUGUUGCAGAAAACACUCUCCACUAA
This is a messenger RNA of Teleopsis dalmanni, 2479 nucleotides long. Its product is annotated as protein RRP5 homolog. Gene Ontology annotation, cellular component: small-subunit processome; nucleolus. Lineage: Eukaryota; Metazoa; Arthropoda; Insecta; Diptera; Diopsidae. Gene Ontology annotation, biological process: rRNA processing. The transcript is spliced from 4 exons. Gene Ontology annotation, molecular function: RNA binding. The record is from RefSeq and is a predicted model, not a curated record. The coding region runs from base 344 to 2479 and encodes 711 amino acids.